This is a messenger RNA of Haliotis rufescens (red abalone), 1146 nucleotides long. Its product is annotated as extensin-like. Lineage: Eukaryota; Metazoa; Mollusca; Gastropoda; Lepetellida; Haliotidae. The transcript has a single exon. The record is from RefSeq and is a predicted model, not a curated record. The coding region runs from base 1 to 1146 and encodes 381 amino acids.
AUGGUCCCCCUAACAUAUCCAUCAACCACCACCCACAGCCCCACCCUACCACAUCCAUCAACCACCACCAAUGGCCCCACCUACGACACCCAUCAACCAUCACCAACAGCCCCCCCCCUACCACACCCAUCAACCAUCACCCACAGCCCCCCUACGACACCCAUCAACCAUCACCAACAGCCCCCCCCCUACCACACCCAUCAACCAUCACCCACAGCCCCCCUACGACACCCAUCAACCAUCACCAACAGCCCCCCCCCUACCACACCCAUCAACCAUCACCCACAGCCCCCCUACGACACCCAUCAACCAUCACCAACAGCCCCCACCCUACCACAUCCAUCAACCAUCACCCACAGCCCCCCCUACCACACCCAUCAACCAUCACCCACAGCCCCCCUACGACACCCAUCAACCACCACCCAAAGCCCCCCCUACCACACCCAUCAACCAUCACCCACAGCCCCCUACCACACCCAUCAACCACCACCCACAGCCCCACCCUACCACACCGAUCAACCACCACCCACAGCCCCACCCAUCAACCAUAACCAACAGCCCCCCUACCACACCCAUCAACCACCACCCACAGCCCCUCCCUACCACACCCAUCAACCACCACCCACAGCCCCACCCUACCACAUCCAUCAACCACCACCCAACCCCCCCCCCCCUACCACACCGAUUAACCACCACCCACAGCCCCACCCUACCACAUCCAUCAACCAUCACCCACAGCCCCACCCUACCACAUCCAUCAACCAUCACCCACAGCCCCACCCUAUCACAUCCAUCAACCAUCACCCACAGCCCCAACCGUACCACACCCAUCAACCACCACUCACAGCCUCAACCCUACCACAUCCAUCAACCACCACUCACAGCCCCAACCCUACCACAUCCAUCAACCACCACUCACAGCCCCAACCCUACCACAUCCAUCAACCACCACUCACAGCCCACCCUACCACACCCAUCAACCAUCACCCACAGCCCCCCUACCACACCCAUCAACCACCACUCACAGCCCCAACCCUACCACAUCCAUCAACCAUCACCUACAGCCCCACCCUACCACACCCAUCAACCACCACCCACAGCCCCACCCUACCACAUCCAUCAACCACCACCCACAGCCCACCCUAA